CGCUAUAGCUAUGAGAAGACAGUGCGAGCUAGCUGGUGAAGACGGAGGGAAAUCCCCGAGGUGAAUCUUUUGGCAGUGGAAAGAAUAGAGCAUAUUACUUCCUUUUAGGACUACUUUCACAGGUUCUGAGGACAGGUGAGAGAGUCUUUGAGAUAUAUAUCAACAUUUGGAGGCAUUAUCUACGCUUGUCAUGAUUGUUUUGCAGUGGUUUAUUUGAGUUAAUUUGUUUGAAGAGUUGCAGUUGCACGAUCCACUGACUGCACUGGAAUUCAACAGAACAGACUCUUGGAUCGAGCUAAAACUUAAUCACCGGCAUAAUGUCAGCUGGACCAGUAAAAGGGGAUGGUCCUGGACCUGGUCCUGGCCAGGGUUCUCCCAUUGUACCCCUGGAGGAGGCUAUGUCCAAUGUGGAACUCUUAGGUGACCUGCCGACCCCUGACCCUCAGCCCAUGAUCGAGGCCAAGACGAUAGCCUUGACCUACCAUGCGAACUUUGACACUAACUUCAGUGACAGGACUGCUUUCAUUACAGGUAUUGCCAAGUUUAUGGAGGAAGCCACAGUGCACUCGGAAAUGAACAACAUCCUAAAGGAAGGAGAAGAGCAUGCAGUCAUGUUGUAUACAUGGAGGAGUUGUGCCAGAGCAGUGCCUUCGAUCAAAUCAAAUCUUCAGGAGAACAGGCGAGAAAUCAAAGAAACCUUCGUUGAGAUCAUGAAACCAGAGAUCGCCAAGCUUAGUGCCUUCAUGCAUUUUCAGGAGAGAGCAAUUAACGAGUUCAGUGAAGACUUCAAGCGUUUAUGUCACAUUGAGAGGAGAAAUGACUUUGUGUCUGAGUCUUACCUCCUGACCUUAGGUCGGCUUAUGAACAUGUUUGCUGUACUGGACGCCUUGAAGGAUAGCAAAGCCAGUGUUAGGAAUGACAACUCAGCUUACAAUAGGGACGCCAACUUCUUGAGGUCAGCGAUCGACAUGGCUGCAGUCCAGGAGUCGCAGAAGAUGACCAUGUUCCUGGCCACCAAUCAGUCCAUCACUAACACCCUCAAGGCUACUCUGCUCAAGAUUGAAGGUUAUGAGGAGAUGAUUGCAGACGUCGUUAAUCUCUGCGUCAAGCUCUUUGAGAAUCAGCAGUAUGUCUUGCCUGCAGAGAAGCAUCUGCUUGUCAAGGUGAUGGGGAUAGGUCUGUUCCUGAUGGACAAUGAUACAAACAGCAUCUAUAAGAUGGACCAGAAGAACAGAAUCAGUCUCUCCAAGAUUGACAAGAUCUUCAAGCAACUGGAGGUGGUGCCACUGUAUGGAGAUCUCCAGAUCUCAGUCCUGUCUUACAUCAAGAAAUGUGCCAACUACGAGACCCAUCAGUCCUUCUGGAAGAGCGAGAACAUCACAGCAACGGGGUCACAGUUCAACAUCCUCAGACAGCAGGAUGCCCUCAGGGACCAGCAUACUAAGUACCUCGCUCAGCUGGUCAAGUAUAACAAGAUGCAUCCACAAUGGAAGGUCAUUGAGGCCCAGAACAACAACCAGCCAGUAAAGAGGAGUGAUGCAGAGAACAAGGCCAUCUACGAGCUGGCACUCAAAGGCUUAAGAUUACUCUCCAAACUCACUGCACUUGUCACUGAAAUGUUCUCGUGGAAGCUCCUUCACCCCAGCACCAGCCACAAGCCAGAGGUAGAAAAGGCAGAGGAGUACGAGAAGGCCACCCGCUUCAAUUACAACCAGCAGGAGAAGUUUGCUCUGAUUGAGAUCAUCGCCAUGAUCAAGAGUCUCCAGGCUAUCAUCAGCAAGAUGGAGCCGUUCUUCCAGGAAGCCAUCCAUCGGAGCAUCUACAGCGAGGUCCAGGACUUCGUUCAGCUGACCCUGAGGGAACCCAUGAGGGCAGCAGUCAAGAGGACCAAGAAGAAGAAAGGAACACUUAUCUUGAGUAUCAUCCGUGGAGUGAGAGAUAGUUGUUGUGAUUGGCUGGAGGGCCAGCAGCCUGGAGAUGACCCUGUCCUCAAGGGUGAGAAGGACCCUAAGACCGGCUACACUACCAAGAAGGUCCCAAGGAAGUGUAUUGGACCCUCUACCACUCAGCUUUACAUGGUACGAACCAUGCUGGAGUGUGUGACGGCGGACAAAGGUGGUACCGGCAAAAAGACGUUGAGGAAGGAACUACAAGACCUUGUACCCAUGGAGCCUUUUGAAGAGUUCCUCAAGUCCUCGUUCUUCUAUCUUCACCUCAUCAACCUCCCAGCUACGAUACGAAAGUGCGGUGAUCUGUCCCAGCUCUGGUACAGGGAGUUCUACCUGGAGAUGACUAUGGGUAACCACAUUCAGUUCCCGAUUGAGAUGUCCAUUCCAUGGAUCUUAACUGACGAGAUCUUGACGGCCAAGGAGCCUGCCCUCAUGGAAUAUGUGUUCUUCCCUCUUGAUCUGUACAACGACAGUGCACAAUAUGCUCUGACUAUCUUCAAGAAACAGUAUCUCUAUGACGAGAUAGAGGCUGAGGUGAAUCUGUGCUUCGAUCAGCUGGUGUACAAGCUUGCUGAGAUGAUCUUUGCAUACUACAAGGAGCUGGCUGGAAGCAUGCUACUAGACAGGAGGUUCCGAAAGGAAUGCAAGAAGUAUGGCAUUGAAAUCCCAUGCCAAAAGGCCAACAAGUACGACAGCAUCCUCAGGCAAAAACAUGUACAGAUCCUGGGUAGGUCAGUGGAUAUGAGCAGAUUGCUGUCCCAGAGAAUUAUCCAGUCAAUCCUUAAGAGUCUCAAAUUGGCCAUCUCUAGAUUCGAAGGUCAUGGCAUCAAUGAAGGUCUUAUUGAACUGGACUGCCUCUUCCAAAUCAACCAGUUAGCCCAUAUGAUGAUGGGCAAGUACCUGACCUUACCGGCCUUCCAAUCACUGGUAGAUGAAGCUGACAGUAACGUAGGAGGACCAUGUGGGACCAUAGCUCUCACUCUAGCCCUGGACCUAAGCAGUGAGAUCCUACCCAAGUACUGCUUCAAUGGAACAACUCAAAGGUUUGUUCGUACCAAGCUCAUGUUUGUGGAAGAGACAAGCAAGGACAAACCAGCCAAUGCACAGCCUGCCUAUUACUUUGGAAACAAGACCUUGAAUGCAGUGUAUCAGCACAUAGCUGGUCUCUACCAGGGUUUCAUGGGAAUGGAACACAUCCGCAUCAUGGUUCGUCUCCUUGGUUACCAACAGCUUCAUGUUGUGGUCGAAGAACUGCUCAAGAUCGUUAAAGGAACUAUCCAAACCUUGUGUGUACCUUACGUCAAAGUGCUCCUUCAGGAAGCUAUGCCUGCCAAGUGUAAGAUGCCCAAGACAGAAUAUGGAACUCAAGGUCUAGUGGUUUACUACUACACCCACGUCCAGGAUGUGGUCCAGUACUCGGACCUCAAGACCCAGACCCUGGUUGCUUUCCAGUCUGUUGGCAAUGCUGUCAUCAUCUUUCAUCUACUAGACCAGGUCCUGAGCAUGGAGGAGGCUUGGAACUUGUUCCAGGCCUCGCCUUUCAUGAACAUCCUACCCAAGCCUUACUGUGCAAAGGGAGAGAAGCUAGAGACAAAGAUCAAGCAAAUGGAGCAGAAUUAUGCACACCUUCAUCUAUGUCCUCUCAUGCAGAAACUUGGCACAAAAGAGCAACUGCGCAAUGCCCAAGAGAAUGACCUUCUACUGAGAGAGCGAGGUGCCUGCGGCAACAUCAUCUUGAAGGAGAUCUUGAACCGCAUCAGGUCUUUCCUUGACGACCCAGUAUGGCGGGGAGAGACUCCGCCGGAGAAUGGAGUGAUGCACGUUGAUGAGAGCAACCUGGAGUUCCAUCGGCUCUGGAGUGCUAUCAUGAUCGUCAUCUGUAUGCCCCUCAACCCAAACAACACCAGUGUAGAGGAAGGGUAUGGUGAUGGUCUGAACUGGGCAGGAUGUACCAUCAUGACCCUCCUCAAUCAAGCAAGGAAGUAUGAACUCCUAGACUUUGCCUCUCAUAUCCAGAGGGUCAAUGAGGUGGAUGGCAAGCUAGCAGACAUCAAUGGCAUCUCUGUGAAGAGGUAUGUGGACCGUAUCAGCAAAUACCAGAUCCUCAAUCAGCAAAUCUUUGAGGUCCUCAACAAGACUCUGGUCAUGGGUGACUCACAGGCCCCCACAUGCGCACCAGAGGUCAACUUCUACCAACCUCCUAUGCACCAGUCACAGGUCAAGAACAUGUAAAGAUUGGUCUUCAGACAGAACAAUUGGUUCAGAGAGCUCAGCAUAGGGUGUACUAAGGACCUAUUCACCCUCUACUGAAACAAUCACAGAUGGAUAGUAUUCAGAGGGCACAACUAACUCACUCUACCUACCCCUCCCUUUCUACAAGUUACAGAUCCAAACUAUGUAAAGAAUGGCCUCCAGAGAGAACACUUGAUUCAAGAAAGCUCUGAUCAGGUGUAAACUAGAUUCAUUUGUGAUCUUCAAACCCUCUCUUCACCACUCAAUGGUCCAAAAGAUGCAAGAUUGUCUACAGAAAAAGUAGCUGAUUGAACAAAUAUCACGUGGUGUACCCUCUACCAACACAUGCUCUACAUGUGGUGUACCCUCUACCAACACAUGCUCUACAUGUGGUGUACCCUCUCCCAACACAUGCUCUACAUGUGGUGUACCCUCUCCUAACACAUGCUCUACAUGUGGUGUACCCUCUCCCAACACAUGCUCUACAUGUGGUGUACCCUCUCCCAACACAUGCUCUACCUGCAGUGAGAGGCCGUCAGUCUGUACUUAGUCAUGUUAAUCCAGAAUGAUGACAAACAAUGUAUCUCUCUUAGCCGACAUAGAACAGUUUCAACUCAAUCUUUUAAAUUGAUUGAGGUAUUUCAUCUAUUGCGCUUGGGGCAUAAAUCACACCCAUUUAUUUUAAGCAUUUCUGGUACAUAAAAUGAAUGACGGCUACAUUAUAUGAUAUGAUAUUCUUGUACUUAGUACAGUAUAUAAACAUAUAUUUUGAAUCUAUUUUCAUAUUUACUUAUAUCAAAGGAACUAUCAUAUUCUCAACUGAGCUUAGUAUACUCUUAACUGAUUGGUUCUCAUGGUGAGCCUUGGGGAAGAGAGAAUCCAGGAGUCAACUGGUUAAAUGCAUUAUAGUUUCUUCCUUACUGUGAAAUAGGUGCAUAACAUUGGAAAUUCUGUCAUGAAACACUCACAGAGAACUGAGUUUUGGGUCCCGUAACACAAAAGAAUAAGCUAGCGCUUUUUAAAUUUGAAUCACUUUGUACAAUCAAUUGAUCAUACCAUCAAUAGAAGUACGUGUAUGAUCAAUUGCAGAGCUUUGUCUAAGAGGGCCUGUAAAUAGAAAUAUAUAUCUUUUUAAUGUAUGGUAACCAAACUAUUUUUUUUAUUGAAGCCUCAAUGGGAUCAGUCUUCCAUUUUUGUUGCAGCUUUCAAAGUGCAUUCAAAUGCUGUCUUCAACAAAGUGUCUUGUGUCAAAAAUCAAAAUAUUUCAUUUUAUUGUGAAUCUGUUGUUCCAUUCUGCUGUGAUAUACUAGUGACUUUACAUUUUUGUACAUUGUUUUCAAUGUUUUACAGUGUCAAUGCAACAAAGCAUUCAGUAUGGUCCUGUGGACUUUGCAUUUGUCUGUUUUGUGGGAAAGACCGUGUUAUAUUUAUUCCAGCCUCAGCAGGUAAGUGUAACAACCAUGAUAGAAGAAUAUUGAAGCCUAAUUUAAUAGUGAUAGAAUGUCCUUCAAAACUAGCCAAUCCUUGAAGCCUUAAUAGUUAUGAUUAUCAAAUUAUGCAAAAAGGAAAAGUGCACUUAAGAAGGAUACUUAUACUAGCCAAAUUAUUGUCAGAAUUAUAGAUAUCUAUGAGAUAGAUUUGUAAAGAGUAGUUUUUACGAUGGAGUUAGAUAUGCACAUGUAUUGAAAUUAGCCAUGACCAAUGUAUAUGUUAGUACAUUUUAAGAAAUUGGAGAUGGCUGUGGAAAUAUGAAGGAAAGAAAAUGACUACCAUAUGAAAUUCAUUGAUGAUAUGGCCAGUCUUUGAUAUUCUUAUUCUUUGUAAAAAUGAUAGGUUUUAUCACAAAGAUGUACAUGUGUAGGUAGAAAUAUUCAGAAAUCAUUGUUACCCUAUGAAUUCAGCAAGUGAUUUUUCAAAUGUCAGUCUAUUAGAGGGAAUCAGGAUGGGACUACUCGUUUGUGCCGGCCGGCAUAGAAAUGAAAUAUGAUGAUAAACCGUGAUUUGUUUUAAACACAUUAAUAAAGGCUUUAUGUUGCUCCAAGGCAUGGCUUUAUAUUGCUUGCAAAAAUGAAGUGGCAUGAAGUGAUGCGUCAGGAAUACAAUAUGUGUAAUUGUUUUAUAUUUUUGAGGUAAAACCAUAUUAGAACAUGAAGCUAGUAAUUAUCUCUUUUACAUUGGUUAUAUGUAGUAUUACCAAGAAGAGUUAAUGAGACACACAAUGUAUUUACAGAUGACACCAAUUAUUAUGCCUUUUACGUUCCAGGUUGGUCUUUGUCGUGCCUCUGCAGUUCACGAAGCAAUCUUAGUCAGUUUUGAUCUGCACACUUAAUAAUUUUGGCAGGACAGUUUAUUGCAGUAGCAUAUUACCCGGUACAUCUUUUUAAAAUAAUUUGUUAAAAGUUUUGCACAGAAAUAUCUUAUGAGCAUUGGUGAUUCAGCAUUUACUCCAGAGACAUUUGCUUAAUUUUGUGUGAAGAUUUAAUGUAGGGUUAGGAUAACAUUGUAUGUUAGGAUAAUGAUAGGCUUAGGUUUGGUGCUAGGGUCAGAGUUGAAGUUCAGAAUUUGGUUAGUGUCAGAAAUGGAACAUGGAAAUAGACUCCCACAGGAGCAUGUGGUUUACUAACCCAAAGCAUCUGUUCAUUACUGAUUUGAUUCAACUACAUAACAUUAAUUUGAUGUAAAAUAUAAUUGUACUGACGUGGUGACGUGGGCAGGUACCCAUAAUUGUUGAAAGGGAGAUUCUAAUUCUGCUAGAGCUUCUCUAGAAUAAUAAAUCAAUUGCAAUAUGAACUGAAUAUUAGCUUUCCUCUCAUGAAGGUCUUGGGUGGUGGACUUUCAAAUCAUGUUAACAAAAAUUUGUUCCAGCGUUGCCCAUUCAUAGAAGACAUAUUUCAUUUCUCAACAUUAUAUUUAUGCCUGUGAGGGGAAAAGGAAACUUAACCCGGCCUUUGACCUGCAAGCAUCUUCUCGCAAUGUUACUGAUCAGAAUGUGGAGGUGUAGUACUACUAUGCAUAGCUUUACAUGCAUAGCUUUACAUGCAUAGCUUGCGACUUGCUCUCCUUCAUAGAGGACCUCUAUUUUAACAUCCUAUCCAAGGGACAGGGUGUUUUCCACUGUAACAUCAUGUUCAUAUAAGGACAGUAAAGAGGAAUGUAAACAGAAAAGGAUUGUAGAUCUGUGCUUAAUGCUGGCUAUGAAGAGUUAAAUAGGUGCAGGGUAAAUAUCCUGGACAUAUUUUCAUAUUGUUUUUAGGUUAUAAUGACAGAAUUAACAACAUAUUUGUAUAUUUGUUUACAUUACGUACUGGUGGCUUUUAUAAAAAUAAAUAUAAUAGACAUUUUUUUUAUGUGUUGUUCCUGUAUAAUUAUUUCAAAGAUUAUAUUAGCGGAAAAGUAGUUCGAAAUUGGUUUGGAAAAAAGGCCUAUUGUUUGGAAUAUAAAUGUGCAUUAAUUGUGAUAUAAUUUGCAGUACUAUAAUGAUUGAAUGAUUUGAGAAUGAUUUUUUUUAAAUACCUAGGCUGUGUUGCUAUUAUCAACGUAUAUUUAUCAACAAAUUCCAAUCAUUGAUUGUCUUCCAAAAGAUAUAAUUUUUGAGUUUCACACAGUGCUGUUUUAUUUAUGAAAAAUUGGAAAUAUGGGAUUUAUUUUUUACCAAA
This is a messenger RNA of Strongylocentrotus purpuratus (purple sea urchin), 7837 nucleotides long. RefSeq names its product cytoplasmic FMR1-interacting protein 2. Lineage: Eukaryota; Metazoa; Echinodermata; Echinoidea; Camarodonta; Strongylocentrotidae. The record is from RefSeq and is a predicted model, not a curated record. Gene Ontology annotation, cellular component: neuron projection; synapse; SCAR complex. Gene Ontology annotation, molecular function: RNA 7-methylguanosine cap binding; small GTPase binding. Gene Ontology annotation, biological process: regulation of actin filament polymerization; cell projection assembly; axon guidance. The coding region runs from base 318 to 4181 and encodes 1287 amino acids. The transcript has 27 exons.